Cotesia congregata is the source of this 327-nucleotide messenger RNA. Lineage: Eukaryota; Metazoa; Arthropoda; Insecta; Hymenoptera; Braconidae. The record is from the annotation of a GenBank genome assembly.
AAUUACCUAAUUAUGGCUAGUGACGAUCCUAUUGCUAACGCACCACUUGCUUCAGUUGAAUUUGAAGUAUUCGGAAAAGUUCAGGGUUGUUACUUUACUAAAUACACACGUGAUUUAUGCAGAUCACUUGGAAUAACCGGUUGGGUUAAAAAUAGUAAAACCGGCAGUAUUUUGGGGAAAAUGCAAGGACCCAAGCCAUAUGUUGAUCAAAUGGCGCAUUGGUUAACAACUGUAGGAAGUCCAGGAUGUCAAAUUCAUCAUACAGAAUUUACUAACUGGGAAACAAUUCGAAGGCCAUCAUAUCGAGAUUUCGGAAUACGUUUUUAA